This is a messenger RNA of Dipodomys spectabilis (banner-tailed kangaroo rat), 3034 nucleotides long. It is a transcript of the gene Gtpbp10, whose product is annotated as GTP binding protein 10. The record is from RefSeq and is a predicted model, not a curated record. Gene Ontology annotation, cellular component: mitochondrion. Gene Ontology annotation, molecular function: GTPase activity; GTP binding; magnesium ion binding. The transcript is spliced from 10 exons. Bases 33 to 1142 code for a protein of 369 amino acids. Lineage: Eukaryota; Metazoa; Chordata; Mammalia; Rodentia; Heteromyidae.
UACGGAAGAGGCUGUCCUGGUCGGGAGCCGUCAUGGUGCACUGCAGCGGCGGGUUGUUCAGAAAGUAUGGAAAAUUCAUUGAUAAGCUAAGAGUCUUCACCAAGGGAGGAAGUGGUGGAAUGGGUUACCCUCGUUUAGGUGGAGAAGGUGGAAAAGGUGGUGAUGUAUGGGUUGUAGCGCACAAAAGAAUGACAUUAAGACAACUGAAAGACAAAUACCCUCAGAAACGGUUUGUGGCUGGAGAAGGAGCAAACAGUCGGGUUAAUGCCUUGAAAGGCUCCAAAGGAAAAGACUGUGAAAUCCCUGUUCCUGUGGGUAUUUCAGUAACUGAUGAAAAUGGUAAAAUUAUAGGAGAACUCAACAAAGAGGAAGACAGAAUUUUGGUAGCUGGAGGUGGUCUUGGUGGUAAAUUACUUACAAAUUUCCUACCUUUGAAAGGCCAGAAAAGAACAAUUUACCUUGACUUAAAACUGAUAGCUGAUGUUGGCCUAGUAGGAUUCCCAAAUGCUGGAAAAUCGUCUUUGCUAAGUCAGGUUUCUCGUGCAAAACCAGCGAUUGCAGAUUAUGCAUUUACAACAUUAAAGCCUGAACUUGGAAAGAUUAUGUACAGUGACUUCAAACAGAUAUCAGUAGCUGAUCUCCCAGGUUUGAUAGAAGGAGCACAUAAGAACAAAGGAAUGGGCCACAAAUUCCUCAAGCAUAUAGAGAGAACAAGACAACUACUCUUUGUUGUUGAUGUUUCUGGAUUUCAGCUUUCUUCCCAAACUCAGUACAGAACUGCCUUUGAAACUGUAAUGCUACUUACAAAAGAGUUGGAGUUGUACAAAGAAGAACUUCAUGCAAAACCUGCACUCCUGGUCAUUAAUAAAAUGGAUUUGCCAGAUGCCCAAGAUAAAUUUCAUGAACUGAUGUACCAACUCCAGAAUCCUAAAGAUUUCUUGCAUCUAUUUGAAAAAGAAAUGAUUCCAGAAAAGAUUGUAGAGUUCCAACAUGUCAUCCCCAUCUCUGCAAUUACAGGAGAAGGAAUUGAAGAAUUAAAGAGUUGUAUAAGGAAAUCACUAGAUGAACACACCAACCAAGAAAACGAAGCAUAUCAUGAGAAACAGUUGCUUAAUUUAAGAACUCUCAAUACAGUCAUUUAGUAGGCUGCCAUUAAAACAUGCUUUUACAAGUUCCAGAAAGGGUAUUAUUUAAAUCUAGUAAAAAAGAGAAUACUGUCUGGUCCUAAGAAAGAAAUUCUGUUAUUUUUAACAAUAUGGAUGAACCUGGUAUACAUUGUGUUUAGUGAUAAACCAAGCACAGGAAGAUAAAUACCACAUGAUUUAACUUCUAUGAAGAAUCUGAAAAGUUUGAACUGAUAAAAACAUUAGAAUGAUGGGUAGCAGAGACAGGGAGAUGGGUUGGCAAGAUAUUAGUUUAAAAGGUAAAGGGUUUCAGUUAUUUUGAAUAAGUUAUGUGGUACAGCAUGCUAUUUAUAGUUACAACAUCGUAUCAUAUUUUGAAAGUUGGUAAGAAAGUUUUCUUACCACAAAAAAGAAAUACCUAGGGACAUGUGUAUGUUAAUUAGCUUGAUUGAGCCAUUCCAACAGUGUAUACAUACUUUACUUCAAAAUGCCAUGCUUAAUAUGAUAAACAUAUAUACUAUUUGUGUGUUAAUUAAAGAUGGCAUUGAAAUUAUAUUAAUUUGAAAGUUUUACACACUUUAGUAUUAUUACUAAUGUUAUAUAUGUCAUCAUUCAAGAACUAUUGUGUGUGUAUGUGUGUUUUUAAUGAUACUAGAGUUUGAAUUCAAGGCCUUGUACUUGGUAGGCCUAAGUCACAUGGCAGACCUAGUAAACGCUACUGCUUUUUAAAUUAUUCGUUAUUGCUUUAUAAUGGAGUAUAUUAAAAGUAGAAAUGCAACUAAGAACUAAAAAUUACAUUUAUAAUCCUAUAACAACACCCUUUGAUAUUAUGAUGUUCCUACUGAGAUCAUUAUUUUAAAAUUAUGUAAGAGGUUUCCCUAGAUUAUCAUCAGAAUGAGCCACUAAGGUUUGCUUUUGGGUCUGUCAUGUCCCUGGUUGCGCAAAAUGUAUAACAGUUCUAUUUUGUGAAGCAUCUCAAAUCCCUACAUUUGAACACAAUAUUCAGUAACAAUACAGAUCACUGAUAAUACUUCAGAGAAACCAGCAAGCAUUGUCUGUGAUUUGAGCUCUGGAAAAAAUUUUCUUUUUUAUGUAUCCUAAGAAUUUUAUUUUUCAACUUUAGAGGAGACUGAUGUAUAUGUCACAGUUUCUUAUUUCCUAUUAUGUUUCAUUUUCCACUUUUAUAUUUAUUAAAGAGAAAUAAUAGACAUGAUGACGUUACAUAGUGUGAAACAUCAGUAUAUUUGGGAGAGUUCAGAAUUUAUAAAUUUCUGCCUGGGUAUAUAAAAAUAAUCACAAAUAGGAUUUUUUCCUAUUUUUUUGGUAAAAUGUACAUAUUAAUUGUAAAAAAAAUUCAAACAGUAGAUAAAACGUAUGGGAAAAAAUAUUUUCUUCUUUCUACAUGAAGUCCCUAAGUCCUUCCCAGAAAAAGUAUUGUUAACAGUUUAUGUUCUUGCAGAAAAUUUUAAUGUAUGUAUUUUGAACCCAACAAGAGUUAAUUUAUAAAGUUUCAUGUUUUUUGUCUUUAUUUUACAAAGUAUCAAGUUGAUGAGUUGUAUUAGAAGUUAUUUUGAAAUUUAAUACGUAAUAGUGAUUAUGGCUAUUCAUUCUUGUGUACAGUGCAAAUGUCAUAUUUUGGCCUUAAGGUUCUCCUGAUUUGGCAAUGUGGCUGGCUUUUUAAAAGUAUUAGCACACUUUUGUUUUCUGUUUUCCUUUCCAGUCUCCCGUUCUAGUCUGAGACUAUCCUUUCUUGUUCAUAUCUUGCUUUCCAGACCCUGUGUAGGAUGUUCUUUAUGCAUUGUUGAAAAGAGCAGGAAGACCAGCUGCCAUUUUGGAGCUCACAUUCCAUAGCAGAAACCACAGAGAACUGCAAUAACCUACUCCUACUUUAUAUCAUAAACUAAGAGUGG